This is a messenger RNA of Bombyx mandarina (wild silkworm), 1063 nucleotides long. It is a transcript of the gene sicily, whose product is annotated as NADH dehydrogenase (ubiquinone) complex I, assembly factor 6 homolog sicily. Gene Ontology annotation, biological process: biosynthetic process. The record is from RefSeq and is a predicted model, not a curated record. NCBI's taxonomy places the organism in Eukaryota, Metazoa, Arthropoda, Insecta, Lepidoptera, Bombycidae.
ACUCUUUGGUGUCUGGUGUCAAUAAUUCAAACCAAAAUGGGUUUGGGUAGUAAUUUAAUUAAUUUUAAGACAUACAAAAUACUUAAAAUGCCAGCAUUUACUACUAGAUUUCUCUCAAAAAUAGCAGAGUCUAACCAGGACUCACUAAAUUACUGUGCAAAUUUAGUAAGGCAGCACGAUUAUGAAAAUUUUUUGGCCACACUGCUCCUGACAAAGGCUGUAAGAUCUCCGACGCUUGUAGUCAGAGCCUUCAAUGUAGAAGUAGCUCGUAUACAAGAUCAAACCACCGAUUCUCAGACAGCAGCUUUCAGAUUGCAGUUCUGGAAUGAUACACUUAAACUACUCUAUAAAAAUGAUCAAACUUUAAAAAAUAUUCCAGCAAACCCCAUAGCACAAGAGCUGUUUAAGGUGUGUAACUCUUGCAAACUCCCAAAAAGAUAUUUAGAAAGAUUAAUUGCAGCGAGAGGAAACAUAUUGAAAUCAAAACACUUUCAAAGCUUGGAAGAUUUAGAGAAAUAUGCCGAAGAUUCAGUUAGUUCCAUCUACUACCUCAUUCUUAGUAUUUCUGACGUUACCAAUGUACAUGCUGACCAUGCCGCUUCACAUUUGGGAAAGGCACAAGGAAUUGUAAACAUACUUAGAUCAGUACAUGUUGCUAGUUAUCAUAAAACGGUAACCUUACCGAUGAAUACAUUAAUGAAAUAUGGGAUCAGCCAAGAAAACGUUUUGAGAGGUAUCGACAAUGAGAAUAUGAGAAAUGUUGCAUUUGAAAUAGCCACCAGAGCUAACAGUCAUUUAGAAAAGGCUCGGGCAAUUGAUGUACCAAAAAAAACAAAGCAAAUAUUUUUACCUGCAGUAGCAGUAAACGCGUACUUGAAAAAACUACAAAAAUGUAAUUUCAACUUAUAUGACAAAUCUUUACAAUUGGGUAACUCUACUCUGCCACUAAAUCUAUAUUACAAUAGAUUAAUGAAUAAAUAUUAAGUAGGUACAUACCUAGACCAAAUUUUGUCAGCAAUAGUUAAUACAAUACCUCAUUCAUUAUAUUAUUUAUUAUAAUGGC